AAAAUAGGCGUAUGAAUAUUAGUUUCGCCUGUAAGUAUCAUGAGAAAGUGCCUUCGAUAUAAAAUAAAUCUGUGCGAAGGGACGCGACACCUGUUGCCAUGGCUCUGUCGGAGUUGUAUACAAAGUAUAACAGGGUGUGGAUCCCUGACGCGGAACAUGUUUGGCAAUCUGCGGAGAUUCUGACAGAUUUCAAGCCUGGUGAGACUGUCCUGGAACUACAGCUGGAGGAUGGGACGGAGUUGCAGUAUCCUCUGGAAGGGGGUGAGAAGUUGCCACCUCUCCGUAACCCGGACAUCCUGGUGGGUGAGAAUGACCUCACAGCCCUCAGUUACCUGCACGAGCCGGCCGUGCUCCACAACCUCAAGGUCCGAUUUGUCGAGUCCAAAAUCAUCUACACAUAUUGCGGAAUUAUCCUGGUGGCAGUCAAUCCAUACAAGCAGCUUCCCAUCUAUGGAGAUGCGGUCAUCCAUGCUUACUCUGGUCAAAACAUGGGCGACCUGGACCCUCAUAUAUUUGCUGUGGCUGAAGAGGCCUACAAACAAAUGGCCAGGAAUAACAAGAAUCAGUCCAUCAUUGUGAGCGGCGAGUCCGGGGCUGGAAAGACCGUAUCUGCUCGCUAUGCUAUGAGGUACUUCGCUGUGGUUAGCAAAUCUGGCAGCAAAACUCGGGUGGAGGACAAAGUUUUGGCAUCCAACCCGAUCACUGAGGCCAUUGGAAAUGCAAAAACAACCAGAAAUGACAACAGCAGUCGAUUUGGGAAGUACACUGAGAUCAGCUUCGACAAAAGAUACCAAAUCAUUGGUGCCAACAUGAGGACAUACCUUCUGGAAAAGUCAAGGGUGGUUUUUCAGUCAGAGAAUGAGAGGAAUUAUCACAUCUUCUACCAAAUGUGUGCAUGUGCAAAUCAGCCGGAGUUUAAAGGCUUAAGACUGUUGGCCGCAGACAAGUUUAAUUACACACGUUUGGGUGGUGAGACAGAGAUCGAAGGCGUGGACGACUGCGCUGACAUGGUAGAAACACGCAGAACUUUCAGUCUACUAGGUCUUAAGGACAGUUUUCAGGCUGACGUGUUUAAGGUGCUCGCUGCGAUUCUGCAUUUGGGAAACGUGGUAAUCAAGGAGAACGGCUCUGAGAAAUCGUCCAUCGGUUCCAGAGACCCUCACUUGGCCAUAUUCUGUGAGCUGAUGGGCAUCAACAUGGACAACAUGAGCCGCUGGCUGUGUCACAGACGGAUAGUCCUGUCAGCAGAGACGGUGGUGAAACCGCAGCCCAAGGAACGUGCCAUCAACGCCCGUGAUGCCCUUGCCAAACACAUCUAUGCCCAUCUUUUCAACUGGGUCAUCCACAAGAUCAACCAGGCACUAAUGAUCCCUGGGAAACAACAUUCAUUUAUUGGGGUGUUGGAUAUUUAUGGAUUUGAGACCUUUGACGUGAACAGUUUCGAGCAGUUCUGCAUCAACUACGCCAACGAGAAGCUGCAGCAGCAGUUCAACCUGCACGUGUUUAAACUGGAGCAGGAGGAGUACAUGAAAGAGGAUAUUCCCUGGACGCUGAUCGAUUUCUAUGACAAUCAGCCCGUUAUUGAUCUCAUUGAGGCUAAGAUGGGCAUUCUGGACCUUUUGGAUGAGGAGUGUCUGUUCCUUCAGGGCACUGAUAAAAACUGGCUGCAAAAGCUGUACAAUUUUCUAGGCUCAAAGCCGCUGUUUGAGAAACCCCGAAUGUCUAAUGACUCUUUUGUGAUUCAGCAUUUUGCUGAUAAGGUAGAAUACCAGUGUAAAGGUUUUUUGGAGAAGAACAGAGACACACUUUAUGAAGAGCUGGUGGACAUCAUGCGUGCUAGUCAGUUUGCUCUCUUGGCGAAUUUUUUUAAAGAGGAGGAACCAAAUUCUAGCCAUAAAAUGAUCAAGGUGACACCGGCACAUCCCAGAGUCAAAGCUUCAAACAAGCAGCUGAGAACCACUGUAGGAGACAAGUUUCGAAGUUCCUUGUACCUGUUAAUGGAGACUCUGAAUGCUACUACACCUCAUUAUGUGCGCUGUAUUAAACCCAAUGAGGAGAAACUGCCAUUUGAGUACGAUUCAAAGCGUGUGGUGCAGCAGCUGAGGGCCUGUGGUGUGCUGGAGACCAUCCGUAUCAGUGCCCAGAGUUACCCGUCCAGAUGGACGUAUAUAGAGUUUUACAGCCGUUACAGUAUAUUGAUGAGCCAGUCGGAGCUGAAGCUGGGAGAGAAGAAGCAGACAUGCAAGACAGUUCUGCAGAGACUCAUUCCUGAUUCCAACCAGUACAAGUUCGGUCGGAGUAAGAUCUUCUUCCGGGCGGGACAGGUGGCGUACCUAGAGAAGCUGCGUUUGGAUCAUCUUCGUGCGGCUUGCGUGAGCAUCCAGAAGCACGUGAGGGGCUGGAGGCAGAGACGCAGGUUCCUGCACAUGAGACAAGCUGCCAUCACUAUCCAACAGUACGUGCGUGGAAAGAAACAGAUCAGUGAGAGCACGUGCUACGAGCACAGUAUACCGCCUGACAGGACAGGAAAAUUGAAUAAAGAGAAUCUAGGCCUUAUGGAAAGACUCACCAGUUUGUCUAAUGCACGUGCUCAAGGACUAGAAAAGAUCCAGGCUCUGGAGGCGGAGCUUGGAAAGCUGACCAAUGAGAUGGCAGCUUUAGAGGAGAGGGCGAGAACAAAGUCUGAAGAGGCCAAUCAGACAAUCGCUCUGCUUCAGAGUGACAAAGAGAAACUUACUGAGGCGAAUAAGGCUUUGGAGCAGAAACUGAAAGAGACGACCCUGCAGAUGCAAGAUCAAUUUGAGGAUGUAAAGAGAAAACUGAUGGAGGAUUUAGAAAGAGAGGAGAGAUUCAGAAAGGUGGCGGAGCACAACAGUGAACUCCAGAAGGAAGACUCGGAUAAAGAGAUCGUAGUACUGAAAGAGGAAAACCGUAGACUGAGAGAGGAGCGAAUCAGGCUCCAGACGCAAGUGGAGGAGGACGAGAAGAUCAAUGCAGAACUGCAGGAACAAGUGCUGCAGCUCACCAAACACGUCAAGGUCAUACCAGAUUUACGGAAAGAAAUCAACAGCCUGCAGAUGCAGCGAGCUGAAGCUGAUAAAACCACGAGAGCUCAGAAUCUACAAGCCAGAGCUAAGAUGAGUUUGAUCACGAGACAGCUGCUCGGUGAAGCUAAAGAGGAAAUUCUCAUCCAAAGACUUAAUGAAGAAGCCUUAGAUAAUGAUGAUGGAGCUGAUCUUCUCGCUGCUUUUGACUCCAUGGAGAAAGCUGCUAAGGUGAUGGAAACUCAGCUGCGGGAGCAAAAGGACACUUGUAAGAGUCAGCAGGAAGCUCUGGUCUUCAAAAACGAACAUUUAAACAAAGAGAACGAGCAGCUUCAAGCUCUCUUUCAGGAGAAGAGCAACGUCAACCAAAGCAUCGGACAGGAAGUGGCCCGUCUCUCUGCUGAGAACAUGGUGAUUCCAGAACUGAAGCAGCAGGUGUCAGAACUGAACCGCCACAAACAAGAGCUUGAGACCCAGUUACAAGAUCAGAGUGCUGAGAUGAGCGCAAAAAUAAAGGAGUUAUCAAACAAGCUUCAGCUCACUGUUGAAGAGGAGCAAUCGCAGCGCAGGCACCUAGAGGAGAAGAUAACAGAGAGCGAGAGGAGAAGAGAAGAGAUGGAGAGACAGAUGGCUGACCUCCAGGAGGAGAACGAGCAGCUACAGAAAGCCCAGCUCUCAGAGAGCGAAGCCAAGAACAAACUCAGACAGGAGACAUCCCGUCUCACAGCUGAGAAUAUGGACUUUGAGGAGCAGCUAGACAUGAAGGACAGACUGAUAAAACGACUCCAAGACCAAAUCAAAGCAAUUCAAACACAUGCGACAGCCAAUCAGAAAGCAGAGCCGGCUGUGCCCAAAGAGUAUUUGGGCAUGUUGGAGUACAAGAAGGAGAAUGAAAGCAGGCUGAUCCGGACGCUUAUACUGGAGCUGAAACCUCGCGGUGUGGGUGUGCUAAUGAUCCCUGGUCUGGCUGCACAUCUCCUCUUCAUGUGUGUGAGACACGCUGAUUACCUCAAUGACGGAAACAAACUCAAGUCCCUCAUGAACGGCAUCAUCUCAGCCAUCAAAGAGGUCAUCACGAACCAACAGGAGAGUUUUGAAGUUCUGUCCUUCUGGCUCUCAAACACAUAUCACUUCCUCAACUGUCUCAAACAGUACAGCGGAGACGAGGAGUUCAUGAAGCACAACACUCCUCGUCAGAACAAGAACUGCCUGAGGAACUUCGACCUGUCAGAGCACCGGCAGAUUCUCAGCGACCUCGCCAUCAACAUCUACCAUCAGUUCAUCAGCAUGAUGGAGGACGCGCUCUUUCCCAUGAUAAUCCCUGGGAUGUUGGAGCACGAGAGUCUCCAGGGAAUCUCCAGCAUGAAGCCCACCGGUUUCCGUAAGCGCUCGAACAGCGUGUAUGAGGACGGCGGGGACCACAGCGGGUCGGAGCCGUUCAGUGUGACAGACAUCCUGCAGCAGCUCGACGCGUUCCACACCAGCAUGGCGCAGCAUGGCAUGGAGCCGCAGCUGCAGGGUCAGGUCAUAAGACAGCUGUUCUUCCUCAUCGGAGCCACGUCGGUGAACAGCAUUCUGCUCCGCAAGGACCUGUGCUCCUGCCGCAAGGGCAUGCAGAUCAGGUGUAACAUCAGUUAUCUAGAGGAGUGGCUGCGAGAGAAGGAUCUGCAGAGCAGCUGCGCCAUGGAAACGCUGGGGCCGCUCUCUCAGGUCGCCUGGCUUCUUCAGGUCAACAAGACCACAGAUGAUGACGCAGCCGAGAUCAAGCAGAGAUGCUCCGAGCUCUCUCCUGUGCAGAUUGUGAAAAUCCUUAACUCCUACACACCCAUUGAUGAUUUUGAAAAGCGUGUCACUCCGUCCUUUGUCCGCAAAGUGCAGGCGUUGCUGCAAGAGCGCGAGGGGUCGUCUCAGCUGAUGAUGGAUUCACAGUAUCGUUUCCAGGUCACCUUUCCCUUCUGCUCCUCACCACAAGCACUCGAACUCCUACAGGUGCCCAGCAACCUCCGUCUGGGCUUCGUCACUCGCAUUUGACCUUUAACCUCUGACCUUAGUGAUAUCAGGUCCGGUACUUGGGAUCAGGAUGCGUCUGUGUUGACAUGAAUGCACCAUGGGAACACUGCACAGUAGCUGAUUUGCUAAUAUAAACUCAUUAAUGCUUUUGUAUAUUUUUUGAUUUAUUUAUAAAGAUUUUAAUCACAUGUUCUCUAAAUUAGUAUUUUGAAUAACUACUGUUUAGAUUAUAGCUCUUUUAGAUCAACUAUGAGCAAACACUGUAACAUACAUUUCAAUAUCACAAACCAACCUCAAAUGCUCAGCUCCAUUUUGUAAAUCCUAAAUAAUUGUCACAAAUAGCUCUUCCUUUGAAUUUUUGUAAUAAAUCUGAAAUAAAUCAAUAAACACAA
This is a messenger RNA of Sinocyclocheilus anshuiensis, 5446 nucleotides long. Its product is annotated as unconventional myosin-Vc. The record is from RefSeq and is a predicted model, not a curated record. Gene Ontology annotation, molecular function: microfilament motor activity; ATP binding; actin filament binding. Gene Ontology annotation, biological process: actin filament organization. The transcript has 40 exons. Gene Ontology annotation, cellular component: actin cytoskeleton; myosin complex; cytoplasm. The coding region runs from base 99 to 5075 and encodes 1658 amino acids. Lineage: Eukaryota; Metazoa; Chordata; Actinopteri; Cypriniformes; Cyprinidae.